UUUGUCGGAAGUUGCGGUGGUUGCGGUAUCCAUGCGGUAGGCAAGUAGUUUGCUACUUUAAACGGUGACUGUGGUUUUGUUAUGUAUGUAUAUAUAUAAAAUAGAGCUGGACAUUAUGGUCCGCCGCUUAUCAGCAAAUGUCAAGACGCUGUGCUCUAACAACAAGAGCUGUUGCCAACUGACUUGAAGGAUGUAGCCCCAGUUGCAAUGGCUGCCCCCUCUGAGGAGAGAGGCAGUAGCAGCUCCUCUCAGGGCUGUGGAGUUGGCCGAUCGGCACAGGCUUGGCUCUCCCGAGCCAUUCAGAGCCUGAGUCCUAAGCUUGCUCGUAAGUUUCAACAAGGCCCCAGCUCAGGUACAGCUCGUCGAGCCUCCUGUAGUCGAGCCCCUUCUUCUGAGUCCCUGCUGAAGGUUCCGCCUGCCCAGAAGAAGCGAACUGGAAGUGCGACACGACCGAGCUCAUUGCCGUCAGGUGAAUCAAAACGAACUAGUGGAGUUUCUAAACAGCGGAGAUGCAGGGCACUGACUGCACCAAUAGCAGACCCUCUUCCUUCUUCAUGCGCUAGUGGGCCUGACAAGCAGCACUCAGGAUCACUUGAUGCCACUUCUGCUGCUGGCCCUGUGGCAUCAGACUCUUGUGGCGAAGCUACGUGUCCUAAUGCACUAAGUGCUGAAGAUAGCAGGUCGGAGGCAUAUGGUGUAGUACGUCUACGUGAAGUUCUGGCAGUGCUGCGGAGUGACAUCAGCUCAGAAGAGAAGCUGGUGGCCAUCAAGCGUGGUCAUGAUCGUUGGUUGGCAGUAGGCUCGUCCAUGGGUGAUGUGUCAAAGCCGCGUCCUGGGUCUCAGCAGGGUGCCGAGAGCCAGCAUGCACGGCGCAGCCUUCACAAGCUUCAGGACAUGAAGCAGUUGGGUCCCAUUCUGGAAUUCCCCAAGGAUCUUUCCAGAACUGCCUGCAAAGUUGUAACAGUUGACAUGUCUUUGGUGGAACGAACGAGUCAGAAGAAAGGGAUAAAGACAGGAGCAGAGACACCACCAAAGUCACCAACAUCUGUACAAGAGUGGGUGAAUUCACUUCCGGCUGAUGAGCCAGAUAAGGAGGAGUCAAGCAACAUACAGCCAGUUGAACUGGCAUCUAUGUUGCACCAGGAUAGUGGCUAUCAGAGCCAUAUGGAAUGCCCUAUGCUGGAAGCUCCUGUCAGUGAGGCACAGGAUGACAACCUUAGCCUCGGUGCCGAGGCUCGAACAAUGGAUAAUGCAACCUUACUACAGCCCAAGUCGGUCAAGUCAAGUUCAGGGAAGGCAAUGUUGGCAGAUCUGCGAAGCAAACAGAGCAGCUUCAACUCUGAAACUUCUGGGUUCUCAACUAUAUCAAGCAUGUCCAGCGUUGAGUCCUUGCUUGAAGCCCGUCGUGAAGAUCCUGAAGAACUUCUCCUUGCGCUUGGGUUUGGUGGACCUGUGCGGGACGAGAACCCAGUCUCGCGCAUUCCCGAGCGCUUCUUGGCACAACCGUCACAAGCUCGUGGCGUUGAUAUGCGUCGUUUUGUCACCCACCAGGAGCAGCUGAGCCAGCGACAUGAAGCCGGCCUUCCAGCUCCAGUGCAUCAUUCCAGUCCACCAUCUGCAAUCAGCUCCAAGAUUAUUGAAGCGAUGGAGCAAAACCAAAAGACUCGAUCUUUUGCUGCCACCGCAAAGUUGGCGCGAACCAGCAGCCUUUUGCUUAGCAGUGCUAGCAGAGGAAGCUCUGACAGCAUUUUGGAGCCAGCUAAUCGAGAGUUUCUAGAGCGACAGGGCAUCGAAGACAAAAUGCCUGGCCACAAGAGGCUUGUCUUGGGGCACCAGACUUUCAGCUUUGAUCUUGAAUCGGGCCUUAUGCUUCUCACAUCUGAACGCCGUCGCAUGCGGUGGCGUUGGCGGCGUGCUGUGCGCAUCAUCCUUGACAAGAGACAGAGUGCACAUGUGGUCCCAUUAGGCAAAAUGCGAGGGGACUAUGAGCACCCCUUGGCAAGCGUGGAUGGCCCAUCUGCUGACUCAGGGCUCGGAGAGCUGAUCAGUGUUAAUGGUGGCAGUGUGGACUCUACUUCAUGUGACCCCUAUGCUGCUAGCAACAAUGGCCACAAAAACUUGUCUGAAAGGGAGCAAGUGUCAGUUGCUCCCAAUGAUGAAGGGGAUCUUGACAGUGUGCCCACAGAGCGUCACAAGAGGCCACUACUCUACAGGCAGUCAACCAUAACGGAGGAAGUUGCUUCGAGCCAGCCAGGAAAUCUCUUGGAUUCGAGCAAUCAAGAUGGUAGCGAGGAAUCGGGGGAACACACACUUACAGAGCUUUCGGAUUUGCAUCGAGCCCUACGAGAGUACAAAGCAAAGCACCUGCAGUGUGGGAGCUCGCUUGUUGGUCUGGUGCGAAAAACACAAGAAACAGCGCCUGACCUUGAAGCCAUUUGGCAGCUACGAGAAGCAAUAUCACAGGAAGUGAAACGAGCAGAUAGCAUGCUUUCCUCACAUGAGAUGGCAGCUUUGCUGUCUCAGCCUUGCACAGACUGUGUGAACUAUACUCUGCUGAAGGAAAAGUUGUCUGAGCUCCUGAGCCUGCAGAAAGAUUUGUGUUCUCGGAUUUCACAGAUUCUUGAACAAGGAGGUGAUUAGAGCUCCAAAGGGCACACAACAUGGUUGCUGCAUUUGUUCAUUUCGUUGCCUUUCAUUAUUUAGUGCAACCUAAGGGAGCAGGUGUUCCAUCUCUCUGCUUGUUUUGCCUUUUAGCAAGUUUUUCAAAUUUUCACUGACUAGUGGCAUAAGCAACUUACAUGUUAAUGUAAUGACGCUGCCCACAGUGUAUGUCUUGGCCUAGUCACUUUGUACGACUUACUACAAUUCCGUUGUCUCCAGAGGCAUCUCAAUCGCAUGCUGCUUAAAAUUUUUAAUGAUUGUAGUGUGAUUAUGUCUGCAUCUUUCAUGUGGUUUGGGCUAGUCAGUAUUCCUGCACAUGUGCACAAGCUUAGAGAUUUCAUAGUGCCCAAGCAUCAGUGCCUGUUUGUGAAUGGAUCACUAUAUUUUAACAUUUGCUUGUGAUAACAUUGCAUCUCAGCAGGUGUGAUUCAUUGGGGCCAGCCACAGCACUAGCAUUGUGCAUGUUGCUGUAAAGCAAGAUAUUUUCCACUACAGAUAUUUAUGCUUCCAGUAUUUAUAUUCGUUAUGUGCACAACAUGUUGUGGCUGUUAUAUAGUAGGAAUGAGCUCAUCACUUGUUUCUAGUACCUAGGUAUGUCACAGGCUUACAUUAUAAGUAUUCCCAGUGAAUUAUACUACAAUAGUUUUAGCUGUGGUGUGAAAGUCAGAGAAGUAUAUAUGAGAAGCUUUGCUGCAGAGCUUGAUGCAAGCACAAAUCUGUAGCACUCAUGGAACAGUUGUAAGGAGUGCAAUGUCUUCUUUCUAAAGUUAAGGCUGUCUUCGGCUUUGAUAUUUAGAGGACAGGGUAUACUGCAAGUGCCGAAUUCAUGUACAUGGUUUUCUUAUUGUUGUAUCUGUGUAGAAUUCUUAGCAUUGGUACCAUUUUUUUAGGAUGUAUGUUAUAUUUUGUGUAUAAAACUCAGUUUGAUGUCUAUAUGUAAAUGAAGUUUGUGUUGGUUGCAAGCUUUAGAAAGGACUUUGUGUUUUACUGUCAUUCCCUGAAGUUUGUUUUACAGUGUUGCAUUUAGUUGCACAUGCCGUGUAAAAGUAUAUCACCAAUUGCUAUGAGGUUUUAUGUUUCAAGGUUUAUAAGUGUGGUUUUUGUGGAGGCAAUAACUGAACUUCUUUUUUAUUUUUUUGGUUAAAUUUGGCAAAUCGUGUUCUUUGUACUUGCCAGUUUCUUCAGCAAGUAAGCAUUUCUCGUGCAGGAACCGAGAACAACACCAGCUAUGAGGUAGUCCUUUGAUGUUCUGCUUUUCCCAAUUCCAUACAUGAGAAUUUGAUUUGUACAAUAACUUACAUGCAUAAUUUACUGCCAUGUGAUGAUGCACAGCUGUUGUUUGCACUGAAUAAAAUGUGUUAGUUUGUGUAA
Rhipicephalus sanguineus (brown dog tick) is the source of this 4032-nucleotide messenger RNA. RefSeq lists its product as uncharacterized. Bases 208 to 2640 code for a protein of 810 amino acids. Lineage: Eukaryota; Metazoa; Arthropoda; Arachnida; Ixodida; Ixodidae. The record is from RefSeq and is a predicted model, not a curated record. Gene Ontology annotation, molecular function: signaling receptor binding. The transcript has 15 exons.